UUAUUGUUUGCUUGUCCAUCACUGGUUCAGAAUUAUUAAGAAAGUAAAUGCUGACGAACUGAAAAUCUAAAUGGCUUCCACGUCGAGACUGGAAAACAACAAGGUGUGCUGUUAUGCACACCCAGAGUCACCGUUAAUUGAAGACUAUCGAGCUGGAGAUAUGAUCUGCUCAGAAUGCGGACUAGUAGUUGGAGACCGAGUAAUUGAUGUUGGUUCUGAGUGGCGUACCUUUAGCAAUGAAAAAAGUGGUGUGGACCCUAGUCGUGUCGGCGGUCCUGAAAAUCCUCUGCUAAGUGGUGGUGACUUGUCGACCAUAAUUGGACCAGGCACAGGAUCUGCAUCCUUUGACGCUUUCGGAUCGCCUAAAUAUCAAAACAGGCGCACAAUGAGCAGCUCUGAUCGCUCCCUUAUAUCAGCAUUUAAGGAAAUUUCAUCAAUGGCUGAUCGUAUCAAUUUGCCAAAGACUAUAGUCGAUCGCGCAAACAAUCUUUUCAAACAGGUACACGAUGGUAAGAACCUAAAGGGACGAUCCAACGAUGCAAAGGCAUCUGCGUGCUUGUACAUUGCAUGCCGCCAAGAAGGAGUUCCUCGAACUUUCAAAGAGAUUUGCGCAGUUAGCAAAAUCAGUAAAAAGGAAAUCGGAAGAUGUUUCAAACUGACUCUGAAAGCCCUUGAGACAAGUGUGGAUUUAAUUACCACUGCUGACUUUAUGUGUCGCUUUUGUGCUAACCUUGAUCUACCCAAUAUGGUGCAGCGAGCUGCCACGCAUAUAGCUAAAAAGGCAGUCGAAAUGGACAUUGUGCCUGGGCGUUCGCCCAUAUCGGUGGCUGCCGCUGCUAUUUAUAUGGCAUCGCAAGCGUCCGAGCAUAAGCGCAGUCAAAAAGAAAUUGGCGAUAUAGCUGGUGUCGCUGAUGUGACUAUACGACAGUCUUAUAAGCUGAUGUACCCACAUGCAGCAAAACUCUUUCCAGAUGAUUUUAAGUUCACUACGCCGAUCGAUCAGCUACCACAAAUGUGAAAGUAUAAUAAACAAAGAAAAAUAAUCAUG
Molecule: messenger RNA, 1048 nt
Organism: Scaptodrosophila lebanonensis
Lineage: Eukaryota; Metazoa; Arthropoda; Insecta; Diptera; Drosophilidae
Gene: TfIIB
Product: transcription initiation factor IIB
Exons: 4
Coding region: 71-1018 (315 amino acids)
Biological process (GO): transcription preinitiation complex assembly; transcription initiation at RNA polymerase II promoter
Cellular component (GO): nucleus; transcription preinitiation complex
Molecular function (GO): TBP-class protein binding; RNA polymerase II general transcription initiation factor activity
Source: RefSeq, a predicted model, not a curated record